AUUUGUCAACUAUUAAGAGAGGGAAAGAGAGUUUUAGAGAGAGAGAGUGUGUGUUCCGUGUAGGAAGGCAAAGCUCCAGACGUCGUAGCUCAGUAAUCCCUCUUACGCUUCCGCAGACUCUCCGGCUUCAGCCCUCUUUGAUCAGAUCAGCCAUGGCCGACGAGAUUGAUCUGAAAACUGCACCCGCCGAUUUCCGAUUCCCUACAACAAAUCAGACCAGACACUGUUUCACCCGCUACAUCGAGUUUCACAGGUGCUUGACUGCAAAGGGUGAAGAGUCGGGUGAAUGUGAGAAGUUCGCCCGGUACUACCGUUCAUUGUGCCCUGGAGAAUGGGUUGAGAAGUGGAAUGAGCAGAGGGAGAAUGGAACAUUCCCGGGUCCCCUGUGAUUUCGCGAGUCAUCACUGCAAUUGUGAAGUCUUCUCUUCUGCCAUUGAAUUUCAUGGUUUUCUGCUUUCAUAGAACGCUCGAGCUGUCUCGAGAUGGGAUUAUAUUCUCUCAGUGUAAUAAGGCAUUGAAUGAAGCUUUUUGGGUUUAAACUGGCAUUUGUUUUCCUCUGGACAAUUUCUCUGUUCUAUUUAUAUGCUUCUUUGGUUUCCGAAA
Molecule: messenger RNA, 603 nt
Organism: Punica granatum (pomegranate)
Lineage: Eukaryota; Viridiplantae; Streptophyta; Magnoliopsida; Myrtales; Lythraceae
Source: RefSeq, a predicted model, not a curated record